Delphinapterus leucas (beluga whale) is the source of this 607-nucleotide messenger RNA. RefSeq names its product C-C motif chemokine ligand 17 (gene CCL17). Gene Ontology annotation, biological process: immune response. Gene Ontology annotation, molecular function: chemokine activity. The record is from RefSeq and is a predicted model, not a curated record. Gene Ontology annotation, cellular component: extracellular region. NCBI's taxonomy places the organism in Eukaryota, Metazoa, Chordata, Mammalia, Artiodactyla, Monodontidae.
CUCAAAUGCAUCGAACUCCAUGGGUCUAGGGAAGGAUGUGGGGGGAGGUGACAGGAGGCGGGGCAAGAUCCCCAAAGAGGUUAAAUAGGUCACCUCCGCGCUUGUGCUCAUCCUGGUCUCCCCUGAGCAAAGAGACCCACACACAGAGACCUUCUCCUGGGCUCCCGGCACCAUGACCUCCCUGAAGAUGCUGCUCCUGGCUGCGCUCCUCCUGGGGGCUUCCCUGCAGGACACCCAUGCAGCUCGAGGAACCAGUGUGGGCCGGGAGUGCUGCCUGGAGUACUUCAAAGGAGCCAUUCCUUUCAGGAAGCUGGUGAGGUGGUUCCGGACCCCAGGGGACUGUCCCAGGGAUGCCAUCGUGCUGGUGACUCUCCGCGGCAGAUCCAUCUGUUCAGACCCCAAGGAAGUGUGGGUGAAGAAGGCGGUCAAGCACUUGCAAAACACCACGAAGCGAUUUGAUCUGGCCACCCAGGGGGCCUGACUUCUCCCUGGCCCAUCUGGAGUCUUCCCGCCUCCACGUUCACUACCCCAACCCCGAGCUCCCUGGGUCCAGUGGAGGCCUUACGAGGACAAAGAGGCCCCUGACCCCUUCUCUGAUUAAAGUUUU